Ceutorhynchus assimilis (cabbage seed weevil) is the source of this 1635-nucleotide messenger RNA. The record is from the annotation of a GenBank genome assembly. NCBI's taxonomy places the organism in Eukaryota, Metazoa, Arthropoda, Insecta, Coleoptera, Curculionidae.
AUGUUGCGAAACAGUCUAAAUGAUUCCGAUUUUCUGGUAGCUCUCCAGAUCAUAAAUCAAAUAUUUAGUUUUGCCUUACCUCUUUGUCGUUUCCUUCAAAAAUCUGAUACUGACUUAGGAGAAGCCAUUGCUAUGACGGAAAAUACAAUUUCUUGCUUAAAAGUUAUACGUCAAGAUGUUACGAAACAGUUUGAAACGAUUUUCAAUAAAGCUCAGGAUAUUGCUUCAAGUAUUGACACCAACAUUCAGAUGAAAAGAGUCAUUUCACGCCAAAAAAAUCGAGCAAAUCCUGUCAUACAAAAUUCAGAAACACCAGUAGUUGACUAUUUUAGGAUUGCCAUUUAUAUACCAUUCAUCGAUCAUUUCAUUAGUCAGCUAGAGGAAAGAUUUGCUAACCAUAAACAAAUUUUCAAAGGUUUUAUGUGUUUGCUGACGGGAGAAAAAUCAGAAUCUGAUUGCAAUGCCUAUGACGAACUUUUAGAUUUGUAUAUUCCUGAUGUGCCUAAACUCGGCAGCUUUAUGAACUUUAGUAGAAAACAAUUGGAGCAAAUACCUAAAGAAGUUUUACUUGCGUGUGCUCCAGAAGAAAUAGCAUUGAUAUGGAACAAGUUACCAGAGCACCUCAAGAAGGAUAAAGAUAUUAUACAAUACCAAUACUGUACAGAUCAUGAUGAGACUAGAGGUUCUGAGGAUGUUAUAGAUGGACCACCCCCAAGAAAGCUAUUUUGUUGUUAUUGUAAUAUUAGAGAUGUACAAAUUAAUGCUGGGGAAAAGGAAUCCAACGAUAACUUUUUAAACAAGUUUUAACUUUUUAUUUGGUUGCAGAUUGAUAAAGAAACAGACGAAAGUAAUGAUGUAGAUGAUGAUACCGCUUUGCGAGAUAUGAAUCCGGACUCUGAGGAGCCCCAGAAGACUAACGACAUACAAGAGCCUGACGAGACUGAAGAGCAUCAUGAGAUUCAGAAGCCUCACGGGACUCAGCAGUCUCACGAGACUCAUGAGCUUCGCGUGACCCAGGAGCCCAACGAGUCUCAGCAGACUCCAAAGACUCGGAUUAGAGUCAGUAACAAGGAAAGAAAACCCCCUCAGAUGACUCAUAGUAUCCCGAACAAAAAACGUGCAGUUGAAAAAUUGGAUGCUGCUUUCGAAAUUCUAACAAAGGCAUCGAAUAAGGAACCACCGCAGGAUCCAAGCGAAUGUCAAAUAUUUGGAAAUCUUGUAGCCAAGAAACUUAGUAAAUAUUCGAACGUAGCACAAACGGCAGUACAAGAAGCCAUCAUGAAUAUUUUAUUUGCGGCAGACAAGGGGUAUUAUAAUCAAUAUCCCGCUCCAAGAGGUUAUCAAUCAAACAAUUAUUCCACAAUCCAAAGCGAACUUGUACAACGUGAUUCGGUUUACCAAGAUACUCAGUUGAUACAAUCCCCAUAUUCACCCCGUCCCGCAGCUCAUUGGGAUUUUGCAACUGACGCAUCAUCCCAAGCGCCUCAGUUUUCACCGGUACCACUGCCACUAAUAUCUCCAGCAUCAGCAAGUUCACAAUGCUCGGGUAUGACAAAUUAUUCCGCUUCUACCAGCAAUCCACCCCCAUUUACCAGUGCAACAUUACUAACUGAUUUAAACUUGCCAGAUAAUUAA